Molecule: messenger RNA, 1044 nt
Organism: Artibeus jamaicensis (Jamaican fruit-eating bat)
Lineage: Eukaryota; Metazoa; Chordata; Mammalia; Chiroptera; Phyllostomidae
Product: glutathione S-transferase A2
Exons: 7
Coding region: 128-796 (222 amino acids)
Biological process (GO): glutathione metabolic process; xenobiotic metabolic process
Cellular component (GO): cytosol; extracellular exosome
Molecular function (GO): glutathione transferase activity
Source: RefSeq, a predicted model, not a curated record
GUUACACUUUUCAGAGAGGAGGAGUCAUUCAGUUAUAAAAACAGCUGUCACACACAUGAGGACUUGGCACUGAGUGGCUGAGCAACUGGGAGGCAGGCUUUAAUAAGAGAAAACAAGAGGCGGCAUCAUGGCGGGGAAGCCCAAGCUUCACUACUUCAAUGGACGAGGCCGAAUGGAGUCCAUCCGCUGGCUCCUGGCUGCAGCUGGAGUGGAGUUUGAAGAGAAAUUUGUGGAAACUCCGGAAGGCUUGGACAAGUUAAGGAACGAUGGGUAUCUGCUGUUCCAGCAAGUGCCGAUGGUGGAAAUCGAUGGGAUGAAGCUGGUGCAGACCAGAGCCAUCCUCAACUACAUUGCCGCCAAACACAACCUCUACGGGAAAGACCUGAAGGAGAGAGCCCUGAUUGAUAUGUAUUCAGAAGGUAUAGCAGAUCUGUAUGAAAUGAUCUUGCUUCUUCCACUGUGCCCACCAGAUCAAAAGAGUGCCAAGAUAACCCAGAUCAAAGAGAGAACAGUGAACCGCUAUUUCCCUGUCUUUGAAAAAGCGCUCAAGAGCCAUGGACAAGACUACCUGGUAGGCAACAGGCUGAGCAAGGCUGACAUCCACCUGGUUGAACUGAUCUACGCUGUUGAAGAGAUUGACCCCAGCCUUCUGGCCAACUUCCCUCUGCUGAAGGCCCUGAAAACCAGGAUCAGCAGCCUCCCUUCGGUGAAGAAGUUCCUGCAGCCUGGCGGUCAGAGGAAGCCUCCCAUGGACGAGAAAGCAUUAGAACAAGCCAAGAAGAUUUUCAGGCUUUAAAUAAAGCAGACAGGGAUGCCCAGCACACAUAGAAUCAAUCUUCUGAAAUCUUUCAACAAUGAGGUGCUCUACGGAGAUGUCAAACCUGUGAAACUAAGAAUCUUUUCCGAAGUAUAAAUGCUAGUUUAAUUAGAAAUCAACUUUGCAGAUUUACUUGCCCAGCAAUCUAUUUUGUUUAGGUCAAAUGUGAAAUCACGAUCAUAUUCUGGAAUGUGUCUUCCAUCUAAAUAAAUGGAGAAAAAGCUUCA